AGCCACCACACCUGGCGAAUUUAGAUUUAAGUGAAAGAAGACAGCAUAAAUCAGUAUCUGUGGGAGGAGACCAUGGUAAAUAGCUCCCUGAUGGCAAGUCAGUUUCACUUCUGCUGUGUAAACGUGGCUUUGUGAUUGUGGCCCAAAGGGCUACGUACCCCAGCUAGUUCCAAAUACCGGAACCAAGGAGAAGCUGCCACCAUCUCCUCUGUGGACUCCUGUAACCAAACCAGGACUUUUUUUUUUUUUUCCUGUUCAGUGACAUCUGGCUGGUUCUCCUAAGCUGAGAAGAGCAGGAGUUCACGUAACAAGGAAUGGCAGAAACAAAGGAUGUUUUUGGCCAGGAACCACAUCCAGUUGAAGAUGAUUUAUAUAAAGAACCAACAAGAAAAAGAAGGAAAUCAGAUCGAGACCAGCGGUUCCGAGCAUUUCCCUCCAUGGAGCAGAGUGCUCUUAAGGAAUAUGAAAAAUUGGAAUCAAGGACCAGAAGGGUUUUGAGCAACACUUAUCAGAAACUUAUUCAGUCUGUCUUCCUGGAUGACAGCAUCCCUAAUGGAGUCAAGUAUCUCAUAAAUAGGCUUCUUGCCUUGAUUGAAAAGCCGACAGUGGACCCAAUCUAUAUUGGAUUAUUUGGAAGCACCGGGGCUGGGAAGAGCUCCCUGAUCAAUGCCAUCAUCCAGCAAGCAAUGUUUCUACCAGUGUCUGGAGAAAGCAUAUGUACUUCCUGCAUUGUACAAGUGAGCUCUGGCUGCUGUGUGCAGUAUGAGGCCAAAAUCCACCUUCUGUCUGACCAGGAGUGGAGGGAGGAGCUGAAGAACCUGACCAAACUCCUGCAUAGGACGGAGGAGCUGGGCAGAGAAGAGGCAGAUGCGUGGAACAGGGAUGAGGCAGUGGAGGAAGCCACCUGGAAGCUACAAAUGAUUUAUGGAAAUGGGGCAGAGAGUAAGAACUAUGAGGAGUUACUGAGGGCGAAGCCCAAAAGGAAGAUCCCCACCUCCAGAGUCAUCACCCUCAAGGCGGAAGAGGCAGAAGAGCUGUCCAUCAAGCUGGACCCCUACAUCCGCACACAGAGGAGAGAUUGGGAUGGAGAGGCUGCUGAGAUGCACAUCUGGCCCUUGAUCAAACAUGUGGAAGUGACACUUCCCAAAUCUGACCUGAUCCCAGAAGGGGUCGUGCUGGUGGACAUCCCAGGCACAGGCGACUUCAACAGCAAGAGGGACGAGAUGUGGAAAAAGACCAUUGACAAGUGCUCAGUGAUCUGGGUGAUCAGCGACAUAGAGCGAGUUUCUGGGGGGCGAGCCUACGAAGACCUUCUGAAUGAGAGCAUCAAAGCCUGCCAGCGGGGCUUCUGUAGGGAAGUGGCCCUGGUGGUCACCAAGACGGACAAACUCCACUUGCCAGAAUACCUAAGGGAAAGAAAGGCGGGAAAUCAAGCUAUUCAGAGUCAGCGAGAGGCUGUUUUAGAAAGAAAUGAAAUGAUAAAACUACAAAGGACUAGAAUUCUCAAGGAAAAACUGAAGAGAAAACUGCCAGCUGACUUCAAGGUUCUGGAAGCCUCAGAUCUGGUGUAUACAGUCAGCGCCCAGGAGUACUGGCAGCAGGCUCUCCUCACCGAGGAGGAAACGGAAAUCCCUAAGUUAAGAGAAUACAUCAGGAAGAGGCUCUUGGACAAGAAGAGGAGGACGGUGACCAAGUAUGUGACUGAAGCCUUUGGCCUGUUGCUCCUCACAGAUAGUUUCAACUCCACACAAAACCUGCCGAAUGAACACUUACACAUGAGUGUCCUGCGGAGAUUUGCGGAAGAGAAGGUUGAGCUGCUGGAGAAGGCCAUCGCACAGUGCUUCGCCUGCAUGGAGCAGCCUCUGCAAGAAGGGGUCAGGACUGCCAGGACUUCUUACUGCUGCAUCCUCAGGUCAUGCUUGGUGAGGAGUAAAGGAAACCAAGGUUUUCAUCAGACCCUGAAAGCUGUUUGCCUGAAAAAUGGCAUCUAUGCCUCCAGGACUCUGGCGAGAAUUGAUCUAAAUGAAGCCCUCACUCAGCCCAUCUAUGACCAGAUCGACCCUGUUUUUGGAAGCAUUUUUAGGACGGGGAAGCCCACUGGUUCAGCUCUGAUGCCUCACAUCGAUGCUUUUAAGCACUCCCUGCAGGAGAAAAUGACAGAAAUUGGGAUAAGAAGUGGCUGGAAAUACGAUAGCUGCAAAAAAAAUUUCCUGAUCCAGGAGAUAAGCGCCAUCCUCGGGGGCCUGGAGGACCACAUCCUCAGAAGGAAGAGGAGGAUCUAUGAGUCCCUCACUGCCUCUGUCCAGAGUGACCUGAAACUGUGUUAUGAAGAGGCAGCUCAGAUCACAGGCAAAAAAGCAUGUUAACGGAUGAAAGAUGCCAUCAGAAGAGGAGUGGACCGGCAGGUGGCUGAGGGCAUGUUUGAAAGGGCCCAGGAAAGGAUGCAGCACCAGUUUCAGCAGCUGAAGACUGGGAUCGUGGAGAAGGUGAAGGGCAGCAUCGCCACAAUGCUGGCGCUUGCUUCAUCCCAGGGGGAUGGCCUCUACAAGGAGCUUGCAGAUGUCAGGAGUGAGUACAAGGACAUGGAGAAGCUGCACAGAAGCCUGAGGGAGGUCGCGGAGAAUGCACGGCUGAGGAAGGGCAUGCAAGAAUUCCUCCUAAGGGCAUCCCCCAGCAAGGCUGGCCCCCCCGGGACAUCACUGUAACUCCUGGGGCUUAGUCCCAAUGGAUGAAAAAUAAGCCCAGAGCCGGAGAAUUAGAAUUACUUUUUUUGUUCUUAAGAGACAGGGUCUACCUCUGUUGCCCAGGCUGGAGUGCAGUGGCACCAUCACAGCUCACUGCAGCCUCGAACUCCUAGGCUCAAGUGAUCCUCCAGCCUCAGCCUCCAGAGCAGCUGGGGCUACAGGUACAGGCCACCACA
Molecule: messenger RNA, 2920 nt
Organism: Pongo pygmaeus (Bornean orangutan)
Lineage: Eukaryota; Metazoa; Chordata; Mammalia; Primates; Hominidae
Gene: NUGGC
Product: nuclear GTPase, germinal center associated
Exons: 19
Coding region: 315-2366 (683 amino acids)
Molecular function (GO): GTPase activity
Source: RefSeq, a predicted model, not a curated record